This is a messenger RNA of Rhizophagus irregularis DAOM 181602=DAOM 197198, 2022 nucleotides long. Lineage: Eukaryota; Fungi; Glomeromycota; Glomeromycetes; Glomerales; Glomeraceae. The record is from RefSeq and is a predicted model, not a curated record.
AUGACUAUAAGUUAUCAACACUCAACUUCUUCCUCUUCUUCCUCUUCAUCUUCGCUGGUCGUAUCUUCUUCAAAUCCUUCAUUGGCUUGGGAAUUUCAACAUCCAAAAUUUCAACUUAAUCGAAAAGAUUUACUUGAAGAUAUAAAAAGAAAAAUACCAACUCCUCGUAAUAAAAAUAUUUCAAAACAAAAUGUAUCAUCAAUGUCUUCAAUAAAAAGUGAAAGUAAAAUUCAUCAUCAUCAUCAUCAACAACAUCAUCAACAACAACAACAACAACAGCAACAGCAACAACAACAACAACAGCAGCAGCAGCAGCAGCAAUUACAGCAACAUCAUAAUCAUCAUUUUAAUCGUAAUAAUCAAGAAGAAUCUGAUGAUGGAACAACUUCUUCCAUUAAUUCGUUACAAAAUACUAUCUCCGAUAAUAAUAUUAAUAAUAAUAAUAAUAAUAAUACAAACAAUAUUAAUUCAACUUCCACUCAUUCAAAUAUUUCCAUUGAUACACAAGAUGAUCUACGGUCUCAGGUAGAAAGUUUGACUGAAUUACAUGCUGAUUUGGCUGGUCAUGUUAAUACUUUAUCAAGAAAUUGUGGUACUAUUUUGGAAGAGAUUAUAACUUUUAAAAGAAAUCUUGCUGCGCAAGAUUCUUUAUUAUCUAAUUUAUAUCAAAUUUUAGCUCAACAAUUUAACAACAAUAAUAAUGUUAAUGUUAAUGUUAAUGUUAAUACAUCACAAUUGAACCCUACUAAUAAUAAUACCACCAACAAUAACAACAACAAUAACAACAAUAACAACAACAACAACAACAACAACAACAACAACACCAACAACUCAAAUAACAACAAUACCAACUCUACUAAUACCUCUACUAAUAAUUCUUCAUCCAAUAGAAGAUAUUCUUCAAUUUCUUUAAAUCAACCUAUAAAUUCUACCAAUAAUGAUACUUCAACUCAUGAUUAUCAUAAUUCAGGUGGUUCACCUUCAUCUUUUAUGUCAUCAAUACAAGAAAAUUUAGUGUUAAAUACAUUAAUACGAUCAUCUAUUUCAACUACUACAACAUCAACAGAUAAUAAUAACAAUACUACAACCAAUUUAUCAUCUGGUGAAACUUCUUCAAUAUUACCUUUAAUGAAUGAGAUGUUUUCGGAAGCUUACGCUGUAGCUGUUAACGCUGCUCAACAAUCAACUUUAAAUUUAAAUCAAUUUAAUACUCCAAAUCCUUCCCCUCCUAUAACCACUGCUACAAAUAAUCGAUUAUUUUUUCGUGGUAAUUCCGUACCUAAUUGGUCAAUACAACCAAAAAUUUUAUUCGUUGAUGAUGAAAUAUUCGUUAGAGAAGGUAGUAGUCAAUGGUUUCAAGCUUAUGGUUGUCAAUUCGAUGUUGCUGUUGAUGGUAUAACUGCUGUUAAUAAAAUGCAAAUUCAUCAAUAUGAUAUUAUCUUUAUGGAUAUUGUAUUGCAAAGUGAAUUUGAUGGAUUAAGUGUAACUCAACAAAUUCGAAGAUUUAAUAAUGAAAUACCAAUAAUAGGUAUGCCACCACCACAUUCAUCAUCUAAUUCAAAUAAUAAUCAAUCCGCGAAUAAUUCAACAAAUGCGGAUUAUGUGAAUUAUUUACGUAGUGGCAUGAAUGAUUUAUUACCAAAACCAUUUACAAGACAAGAACUUUAUGAUAAAAUAGAUAAAUUUUGUAGUCAUUUAAAAGUUAAUAAUGUGUUAGUAUCUCCUUCUUCUCAAAAUGAUGCUGAUAAUUCAACUACGAUACAACAACAACAGGCUGGAAUUAGGAGACAAAGUAGAACUUUAAGUAGUAUUAGUAAUAAUUUAAAUGCUACUAAUGUUAUAACAAAUGCUCAUGAUACAACACAACAACAGCAACAGCAACAUCAAAUAAAUUAUUUAUCUGCUUCUCAAAUCGAUUUAUAUCAACAGCAAAAUGCAGGACAAAUACAUCGAUUAAACGAUGAUGAUUUAGAUGAUUUGGGUUCAAUAAAUAAUGAAAAUUCAAGAAAAAGAAGAAAAUAA